AUUUUAUUAAUCUAUCCAAAUUCAGAUAUCGCGCUUCAAUCAACCACCACCGGAACCACCGAUGUUGCAUUCCGCACCCCACCUCCUCCUCUCCUCCUCCUCCACCGUUCUCCUCCCUACUUUCUCCCUCCUUCCGAAUAGCCGUUUCCUCAGAGUAUCUAAAAAACCCUACUCUCUUUCACAACAAUAUUCGACCAGGCCUCUUGCCCCAUUGCUAGCUCAACUCCCCGAUUCGGCCUUGCCUGAAGAUGGACCCGUCGAACUCCCGUUCUCUAUACCGUCAUUUAUCUCCACCGACGAUGACCCUACCACACUCCAAGUCGCCACCAGUGUUCUCCUCACCGGCGCCGUCUCCAUCUUCCUCUUUCGGUCCCUCCGUCGCCGUGCAAAGCGCGCCAAAGAACUGAAAUUUAGGUCUACAGGAACAGAAACUAAAAAGACGUUGAAGGAGGAGGCACUAGAGAGUUUGAAAGCAAUGACGCCGGUUGAGGCAAAUGCUCCUCCGUCGCCUCUUCAGGCGUUGCUUGGAGGUUUAUCUGCCGGAAUUAUUGCAAUUAUUCUUUAUAAAUUCACCUCCACCAUUGAAGCUUCUCUGAAUCGUCAAACUAUUUCUGAUAAUUUUUCGGUCCGACAAAUCACUAUAACCAUAAGGACUAUUAUAAAUGGUAUAUGCUACCUUGCCACAUUUGUUUUUGGCAUCAAUGCAGUAGGGUUAAUACUCUACUCAGGUCAACUCGGUCUCAACUCAAUAAUGGGAGAUUCUCCAAGUGAAAAAAUUCAGAACAAGGAAGAAACACAAUCAAACUCCAUUCAGACUGAAACAAACAAAAAUGAUGAAGAUCAAAGCAGGCAACAGUGAGAUAAUAGUAUUUGAAUUUUGUUUAUAGUUUCUGUCUAUACCGUAUUUUUCAUUAUUAUAUAUCAUUAAUUUUGACAA
Messenger RNA from Lactuca sativa (garden lettuce), 937 nucleotides. RefSeq lists its product as uncharacterized. The record is from RefSeq and is a predicted model, not a curated record. Gene Ontology annotation, cellular component: chloroplast thylakoid membrane. Lineage: Eukaryota; Viridiplantae; Streptophyta; Magnoliopsida; Asterales; Asteraceae.